GAUGCGGGAAGCGUCUUUCCUGGGCCGGAAGGCCCAAUCUUGGACGGCAAUUCUCCGGGUUAUUCGCCCAGUGUUUGAGAGCACAGCCCGUUGCUGACCAGCAGCAGCUGGUGCUUGCGGAUCCCAAGCCGGAAGUUGAUGAUGACAUGCCUUUGGCAGCGCUGGUUCAGGUUUCAUGUGAACAGCCGGUGGCAUUGUCGAACGAUGAUGUCAUGAUGUCUCCUGGCCCGCACGACCCCAGUGCAACUUCUGCUUCUUCUUUGUCUUCGUCUUCGUUGGACGAUCUUCAACCUCCUGUGGAAGAAGAUGCAAAUGCGGACGCUGACCUGGGCCCACCGCCACCUGCAGUGCCAGUGCCUGAUGAUCGUCCAGCCCCCCCAGAGCCAGUUGAAGCUGGUGUGCGUCCGGGUGCAGAAGCUGCUCCUGCCAACCCACGACAUCCUCCAGCAGCCCCACGUCAUCAUGUCCUCUUCUGGGAGGAUGUGACAUGCCCUGGCUGCAAUAGAACUUGUGGCCAAUUCAAGUUCAGUCCUGGCCCUGGCAGACGUGAGGGGUCAGAUCCACCAACGUGGAUCAUUCGUGUGAGAGAAGAAGAUGGAAGCUGGCCAAGCAAGGGGCGUUGUUUCCACCGCAGAGUCGCCCACCUUGUCCCAGAGGAAAAUCCCAAGGCCUGGAUCCCCGAGAACAAACGCUGCUGUCGGCGUUUGAGUUAA
Molecule: messenger RNA, 713 nt
Organism: Cladocopium goreaui
Lineage: Eukaryota; Dinophyceae; Suessiales; Symbiodiniaceae
Source: the annotation of a GenBank genome assembly